Messenger RNA from Ilex paraguariensis (yerba mate), 1227 nucleotides. Lineage: Eukaryota; Viridiplantae; Streptophyta; Magnoliopsida; Aquifoliales; Aquifoliaceae. The record is from the annotation of a GenBank genome assembly.
AUGGAGGUGAAAGACGCAGAGAGGAUUGUUAUAGCCAAACCAGUUGCUUCAAAGCCUACUUAUUCCAGUUUUAGGUCAUUCUCACAGCUCCUUGCAGGUGCCAUCAGCGCAUCACCCUCUAACACAUGUCCUGAUGCAGCAGUCACUGCAAUCAGACCAAAAACAGUGAGGUUAAAGCCAGUGGCAAAUCUUCCUCCAGUCGGGGUGAUUUCUUCCCAGAAUGGCAUAUCUGGAGCUGCGAUAGUUAAUUCAUCUGACCAGGUCCAAAAAUUAGAGAGCAAAUCCACUGUGGUCUACAAACCCCGUGCGAAAGUUGUCUCAAAGACUACUGUUUCUCUCCUUGCAAAUUUGGUAAACACUAAUAUUCGUCACCAACAAACAUUGUCCCAGGUUGAGGCCUACGUUCAAUCUCCUAACGAAGUCAAACACCAUUUGAAAUCUAACCUUAGCUUGAAUCUCCAUCAGGAUUCAGAAUCACAGUUAGAAACAAAGAAAGCAGUUGAGGCCUCAACCAUGGCAUCAGAGAACUCGGAAGAGGAUCAAAAGUCUUCACACCCCCCAAAUAAUGGGGUUCGGCCUUCUCAUGAUGGAUAUAAUUGGAGGAAAUAUGGACAAAAGCAAGUUAAGGGUAGCGAGUUUCCUCGAAGUUACUACAAAUGCACACACCCCAACUGUCCAGUGAAAAAGAAGGUUGAACGAUCACUGGAUGGACAGAUAACAGAGAUUGUUUACAAGUGUGAGCACAACCAUUCGAAGCCUCAGCAUCUUAAGCACAACACAUCAGGAGGACAAGGGCAAGCAUUUGUAUUUGAUGGCACCGGUCAAGAUACAGAUAACCCAUUUCGUAGUAAACAACUCAGUGAGAGGAUUGAAGGUUCUCAAGGCAAAGGAUCAUCUGUCAAUUCAACCUCUCCAGACAAAGCCUUAUUAUGUGAUCUUGCUACAGCUGGAACAUUCAAAGCUGGUAUACCAGCUCCUGAUAACUCUUGUGGACUGAGUAGUGAUUGUGAGCAAGGAAGCAAGGGAAUAGAAGCAGAGGAUGCUGAACCCAAAAGGAAGAGAAGGAAAAACGAAAAUCAAUCCCAUGAAACAGGCAUAUCGCAGGAUGGUGUGCAAGAUCCAUGCAUUGUGGUGCAAAAUUCGGCUGAUUCUGAGAUCACAGGGGAUGGCUUUCGCUGGAGAAAAUAUGGACAGAAAGUUGUGAAGGGAAAUCCAUAUCCCAGGUAG